CCUCGAUCAUGUGACCGCGUGACGUAGCACGUCCAUGCUGAGCCUCUUCUUCCACGCUGCCUCCACCUCUUGCCUGCUUUGGAGGCGGUUUGACUUGACAGUCUUGAGGAGUCUCACAGGAAAGCCUAAAGAGAUGAACAGUGAAAACUUCACCCUGAGUGAGAAGAUCGUCUCAACUUCCUACAUUCGACAGGGCUGCCAGGCGCGCCGCGGCCACGAGCAGCUCAUCAGACACUUACUGGAGCAGGGUAAGUGUCCAGAGGAAGGAUGGAGUGAGGGUACCAUAGAGCUCUUCUUGAAUGAGCUGGCUGUGAUGGACAGCAAUAACUUCCUCGGCAACUGUGGCGUGGGGGAAAGGGAAGGCCGGGUGGCUUCCAGCCUUGUGGCAAGACGACAUUACAGGUUGAUCCAUGGCAUAGGUCGGUCAGGUGACAUUGCUGCUAUUCAACCAAAAGCUGCAGGAUCCAGCCUACUGAAUAAGCUGACCAACUCCAUCGUGUUGGACAUCUUAAAGCUCUCAGGUGUGCGCAGUGUGGCGAGUUGCUUUGUAGUUCCUAUGGCAACAGGAAUGAGCUUGACUUUGUGCUUUCUGACCCUUCGUCAUCGGAGACCCAAGGCUCGCUAUAUCAUUUGGCCUCGCAUCGACCAGAAGUCCUGUUUCAAAGCCAUGAUCACAGCAGGCUUUGAACCUGUGGUUGUGGAGAAUGUACUUGAAGGUGAUGAGUUGCGGACAGACUUGGAAACAGUUGAGCACAAAAUCAAGGAGCUCGGAGCAGAAAACAUCUUGUGUGUUCAUUCAACAACAUCCUGCUUUGCCCCGCGGGUCCCUGACAGGCUUGAGGAGCUGGCCGCUAUGUGUUCCAAAUAUAACAUUCCCCACAUAGUUAACAAUGCAUACGGAGUGCAGUCAUCCAAAUGCAUGCACCUUAUACAACAGGGGGCUCGUGUUGGAAGAAUUGAUGCCUUUGUACAGAGCUUGGACAAGAACUUCAUGGUUCCAGUAGGUGGCGCCAUAAUCGCAGGUUUUGAUGAGUCCUUCAUCCAGGAGAUAAGCAAGAUGUAUCCAGGUCGAGCAUCUGCCUCACCUUCCCUUGAUGUCCUCAUCACCCUUCUCACUCUGGGAGCCAGCGGCUAUAAGAAACUCCUGUCAGAAAGAAAGGAGAUUUAUUCGUUCCUGGCUCAGGAGCUGAAGAGCCUGGCCUCAGCACAUGGGGAGAGAUUGCUUCACACCCCACAUAACCCCAUUUCACUGGCCAUGUCUCUGGAUGGUCUCCAAGCAGGGUGUGACAAGGCAGUGACUCAGCUGGGCUCCAUGCUGUUCACCCGUCAAGUGUCGGGAGCCAGGGUAAUACCACUUGGCAAGGAGCAGACCAUAAGCGGACACACAUUCCGCGGCUUUAUGUCGCACUCGGAGGUGUACCCCUGCCCUUACCUCAAUGCUGCCUCGGCUGUGGGCAUCACACGUGAAGAUGUGACACUGUGCAUAAAAAGACUUGACAAGUGCCUGAAGACGCUGAAGAAAGAGGGAACUGCAGUUAAAAGUAGUUCCCCGUUACCACCAAAGUGCCAGGAGGACGCUACUGGAGAAUGACUGAGCUGAAAUAGGAACGUUUCAACAGUCACUGUGACCAUGACUGCAUUGUUUAUUUUUUAUGUAUGUGCGUCAUUAUGAAUGUAUACAUGUAAUUAAAGAUAUCUCUAAGGAAUUAAAAACACACUGUAAUAAGGUCAAAGACGGAGCUCAGCACCAACAGCUGGCGAUGAAACUGUGUGCAGGUGUUCAUAACAAACAAAAAUGACACAAGCUGAUGUCAUUGAUUAAUUCCCUCCUGUGAAAGUGCGCUCAUUAGUAGACAUUGUAAGAACAAAACCUGCAUACAAAUGCAUCUCAGAGAAGUAUGGUUGUAUAUCACUGAUCUAAAAUUAGACCAAAGCAUCUGCAAAGACUGUUGAUGUAUUAUUUAGGUAUAUAAUAUUAUGCUUCACUUUGUUAUGAACUUUGGACUCAGAAUAUAAUAUUACGGAUCUACUGCUCUACAUAGCCUUUACUAUGUCUGUCAUUUUUCCUAAUUAAAGCCAUCUAAACCCCC
Thunnus maccoyii (southern bluefin tuna) is the source of this 2090-nucleotide messenger RNA. RefSeq names its product Sep (O-phosphoserine) tRNA:Sec (selenocysteine) tRNA synthase (gene sepsecs). Gene Ontology annotation, molecular function: tRNA binding; O-phosphoseryl-tRNA(Sec) selenium transferase activity. Gene Ontology annotation, biological process: selenocysteine incorporation; conversion of seryl-tRNAsec to selenocys-tRNAsec. Lineage: Eukaryota; Metazoa; Chordata; Actinopteri; Scombriformes; Scombridae. The record is from RefSeq and is a predicted model, not a curated record. The coding region runs from base 35 to 1591 and encodes 518 amino acids. The transcript has 12 exons.